AUGUCUGGUGCUCCUAUAACAGACAAUAGUACAACAGAGGACCACCCUCUAGAAUAUAACCCAGAGGUGAUGUCUGGUGCUCCUAUAACAGACAAUAGUACAACAGUGGACCACUCUCUAGAAUAUAACCCAGAGUUAGGUGAUGUCUGGUGUUUCUAUACAGAUAAUAAUACAACAGAGGACCACCCUCUAGAAUAUAACCCAGAGGUGAUGUCUGGUGCUCCUAUAACAGACAAUAGUACAACAGAGGACCACCCUCUAGAAUAUAACCCAGAGGUGAUGUCUGGUGCUCCUAUAACAGACAAUAGUACAACAGUGGACCACUCUCUAACAUAUACCUCUGAGUUAAGUGAUAUCCAGUGUUUCUAUAAACCGACAAUAGUACAACAGUGA
Molecule: messenger RNA, 393 nt
Organism: Lottia gigantea (owl limpet)
Lineage: Eukaryota; Metazoa; Mollusca; Gastropoda; Lottiidae
Exons: 1
Coding region: 1-393 (130 amino acids)
Source: RefSeq, a predicted model, not a curated record